Messenger RNA from Diaporthe batatas, 5367 nucleotides. RefSeq lists its product as uncharacterized. The record is from RefSeq and is a predicted model, not a curated record. The transcript has 2 exons. NCBI's taxonomy places the organism in Eukaryota, Fungi, Ascomycota, Sordariomycetes, Diaporthales, Diaporthaceae. The coding region runs from base 275 to 4645 and encodes 1456 amino acids.
GCUGUUGAACUUUAUUUUUGUUACGCGACAGCCACACCGGCAAUGCCCACGACAACCUGACAUCGCAUCGCCAGCACAGUCGCACAACCCGCAGACCUGAGUUGCAUCGGCGCAAGCCAUAGGUGGCCUCGGAUCCACAGCCUGCUACAAUGCACGACUUUGCUGCAUUCCAUUUGAGCCCCAACUGGCGUCGUCACUGAGUGUCACAUCCCGCCUGCUGAUUGCCCCACAAGGCCACUACUGGCCCUUUCUUCCCACCCGCAAGCACGCGAAAAUGGACCAAAGCCUGCGCCUCCGCCUUGUUGUCCGCCGUCAUGGCCUACCAGAAGCCAGGAUUCUCUUCCGCGUACCCUUGGAGAAUGACCCGACCGUCGCACAACUAGUUGAGCUCGUCAACGAGUCCAUCCCGCUCGAGAGCGACGACUGGGGCCUUGACGACUACACCGUUGAGUUUCAUGCCAAGGAUGGCCGUGCCUUCGAGUGUCUGCACUUCCAGCCUGUUGCCAGUAUCCUCGAGAAGGAUGAUGAAAUAUUUAUCCGACCACUCCUGACCAACGACCUAAAGAAACGCCGAAUCAGCGGCAGAGACCAGAUUUCCAGCGGCGGCCAGCAUCUGAUCGAUGGCGUGCCAUUCGGCCGACCACGGCUCAGAGCCCCGAGGGGUCGGCCUUCUGUCCACAUUGCACCAAGAAAGCGACCGAGGUUGACCUACGAUGGGGACUUCGACCAAGACGACAUCGAUGACGACGAUAAGGGCGAUGGCACGGAUUGGGACCUGGCCGACCAGUCCCUCGUAUCAGGGCACCCUGGCGACGAUGAUGAAGACGAGGAGGAGGAGGCGGAUGAGCCCCUUUUAUUGACACAACACGGCGAGCCUAAGACGAGGAAGGACAGCCGGCGCGUCCACUUCCCGCGCAGUGUAACUACUACCGCCGAGUUCGAGGACAUAGACAGUGAUGUUGGAUCGAGCGAAGACGAGCAAGACACCGAGUUGGAAGAUGAACAGGACGAAGACAUGUCCGAGCCCGACUCAGAAGACCUACGCGAAGAGCUCAAUGACCUCGCAGAGGAGGCAGCUGGCACCCGACGCGGUGAGAUUGUUCGGGACAGUGCCGAAGAGAGACCUUCAGCCCCGGCCGAAGUUAAUGACUUUGGCCCCUUCACCGAGGAAGACUCUGAGCCUGAAGUAUCCCAUCAGUUCAAACGACCAAAGAUUGACUCCCGUAAUCGGUCCAGCCACGAUGUCUCGGAUAAGGUCAUCGCGGUCCGAUCUGCUUUCCCGGCCGUGUCAGGCGAGGUAUGCGAAAAACUCCUCGCAGAUUACAACUAUGACGUGGGUAGUGUAUGGAAGAAGCUGGCCCAGCAGCUCAAGCCACGAUUGGACCUUGCCCAAACAAUGGUCUUGAACACCCAAUUGGAGCUCCCAAAGGAGGUUAUGUUCAUCUCGUCGCCGCCCAGUAAUGUGGCCGAGGCGCCAGGAGAGGCCAGACGUGUUGGCGACAAGGACGACGACGCAACAGAUGGGUCUUCAGGCGGCGAUGAGGACGAGGAUGAGGAGGACUAUGAGUCGAAAGUACACGCAACUUCAGCCGAAAGCGAAGAUGAUGAAGACAGCGACAGCGACAGCGACAGCGACAGCGACAGCGACUCCAGCGCCAGAGGCACUGCUGCCCCGGGAACGGCGCCCGAUGCAGAUGAUACUGACAGCUCCAGCUCCAGCUCAGGGAGCGAUGGAAGCGGUUCGAACGACGGUGACGAGAGUGGCGCCGAGGAUAUCGCUGCCAUUCAAGGCAACAGGGCCAAGGGUGUGAAUGGAACCAGCGGUAACGAGAACCAAAGUACAGGACUGAAGCAUCGGCCACGGCGCAAUGUCAUCGAAUCCUCGCCGGCCAGCAGCCAUACUGCAACUACGAAAUCUGGUGCUAGACCCAGAAAAACGACAGUUCCUCCUAGAAUCGCCUGCCCAUCGGAAUCGACAGAUGGUUCAUCGUCGGAUAGCAAUAGCGAUGACGAAGAUGAUACCGACAGCGAGGAAAGCCAAUCAGACAGCUCAGACUCAUCUUCAGACUCGUCGUCAAGCAGCGACUCAAGCUCAGACUCGGAUUCAGACUCGAAAAUCCCCGCGCCUUCCAGGACCAAGGGGGUGGCACCAGUUCAGUCGACUCAAGCGACGCCUUCUUCUGCUCAAGUUGGCACUAACUCCGCCGCAACCCAAUCAUCUAUUCAAAAGUCGGUGGCACCAGGCCAGGGCAUGACCAAGACUCAAAGACGCAACGCGCGGAGGAGAACUCAAAUGGCAGCACAGAGAGCGUCCCAAAGUGUCGAGAAGUCGCAAGCCGCGGCGGCGAAAGAUACCGACUUGCUGGCGAAGAAAAAAGCAUUGUUGAAGUCCUUGGGCGUUUCUAUGGAUGCCUCGAAGCACGGUGGCGAGUCGACUGCUAAUGAGAGAACGGCCACGUCUCUUGGAAACUCUCCGAAGAACCUGAGCAAGGGUGAAGAGGAUCCAGAUGCUUGGAGAAAGAAGAUAUCAUACCGUGCGAUCGAGUGUGUCAAUGAAGGGGUAGAUCUGAGUGAGCCUCCAUUUCCAUUCGUGCAGCGCUGGGACUCCUCAACACGUCGCGGCAAGAGGAAGUCGCGUGAGAACUCCCAAUUUUACGACGGGACCAACCAGAACGCCAAAAAGCAAAAAUGUGGCCAUUCACCGAGACAACAUGCAGACAGCCACGGUAUUCAAGAUGAUAUAAUGUUGAAUUACGAUGACGAGCCUGUUGGUCUGGAUCGAGGCAAAAUUACCGUGGAUAAUACUCUCACUGAACAUACCGCAGCGGCAGAUGAGGACGAUCUUCCGUCUCUGUCGGCGGACAUGUCUCUGCUUCCUCAACUCUCACCCGACAACAUCCAGCCUGGACUUAUCAUUGCAUGGAAGCAGCUUUUGCUCACGAAGGCCACCAACUGGCAGCCACAAUUAAGCAACUUUAUGACUGCUGUUAUCACCGAAGUCGACGACGGCGGAAACCUUCGGGUUCAAGUCGCAAAGCGUGAUAGAAAUGUUGACAAGAACGAGAAGGAGUAUGACGAUGAGGGAGGGCGGGUCUAUGCAAAAUUCGAAGUUCCAGAUGACGACGAAGAAGAGGAAGAAGAAACAGACCUCGGCUUUCGAGAUGUUUCCUUUGCGGAGAUGAUUGAUCCGCGCAUUGUGCGGCGGCCUUCUGACUCUACCACCAAGACCAUGAUAUCCCAACCAAAAGACGUCCAGGUGGCAGACAGCCAGCGGGGCUGCAGAGGAGGCACAAGCAACAAUCCAACCAGCAACAGUGACCAGUCCAAACCGAUGGAGGUUGACAGUGUUAGCGAACCCAUCAGAUGUGAACAGAGCUUUGUUCCUGAGACGAACCACGACGUGGUCACCAACGAUGAUAUUCUAGCUCAGGACGUCUCCAUAAGUGAAGAACGCCGGAAUGAGAUCAGCCAACUCAUCAACGAAGGGGGAUUCCGCCAGGGUGUGAGAACGUCUCUUGACCAGCUCGCCUUCCUUCAAUUUGGCAGUCCAUCCCGCCAAUUGGAGGAGGAAGCUUCCUCAAUGCUGCCUUCUCAUCAAUUGCAACCAGCACAUCGAUCGUCCUCGGAAGCAGCGUCAGAGGAGGCACCGUCUGAAUACGGAUCCAAGGACCCCUCGCAACAAGAAGCGCAUUUGGCUACUGCCGUAGCUAUCCUGGAUGAUUUUCAAUCAGCCCUGCAGGCGCCCAGACAGUCGGGUGCGAACGCAGAUAUUGAACACAUUGAGGGCGAGAUAGAGUAUCCCAAGUUGAACAACUCCUUUACAAGUCAGGCAAGCGCUCGCAGUGGACGGCAAAUCGAUCCAGACUUUGUCUCGCAUUCAGACGACUUAGGACAUGGGGACGACUCGGCUAUGAUGAAUGGCUUUGAUGACGAUGAUGUCCCAUUUGGCGACUCGAACCCAGGAGAGCGAAGCCAGGUCGAUAGGGGUCACCAGGAGCGAACAUCUGCACAGGAGGUUUAUAAUGACGACCUGCAGCAGGCUCAGGAUGCGAUCGCACCACUCUCACCGUUAAUAAGAUCCACGAAGAUUGGUCUUGGAGGAAAUGAUCGCCCUACCUCAGCUGGAUCAGCCUCAACUGGUUCUUCGAGUAUCUUCGUUGACUUCGAGUUGCUGGGCUCUCAACCCGUCACGACCAAGUUCAAAGAGCACAUCAAGGGCGAGCAGGUGACCCAAGGGAUGGCUGAGCUUCCUGACAUCAAUGAGGCACACGCCUUGGCGAAUACAAGAUCAAAGUCCCCAGAGAGCGGCAGGAACCAAAGCGUCGACGGCACUCCGGCAUCUCAACGGAGCCAUGUUUGGACACGUUCGUCCCAGCAGAGCCCUCAAGAUACCAACGACGAGGAGAGUGUCUCUCAGCGGACACGUAGGAGCAGCCGCCUUAUGGGUAGCGCCUCGAGCCCGCCUGUUAUAAGGAAGGGGGCAAAUGCGAGAAAGGCAAAGCGCCAUAGCACCGAUGGGUCCCCAACGCCCAAUGGCAAACCCAAGUCCCUCGUCGCUAGUUUCGAAGCGCCUGUAUCUCCACCACCGCUGUCUAAGCCGCGGCGGGAGCCAUCUCGCACCCCCUCACGGUCACAAAGGGGCUAGAAACCAAGCGGGCCCGAGGAUAGAGUUGAUGGGAGACGGGCUGGAUCGGGCCGCGACGGUGACACAGACGGUGAUUACCAUGGCCCGUCAGCUGGCAGCGUCCCUAGCACUAUCAACAAGCUACAAGGAAGAAUAUCAUUGUCGACAGUGGCAAAGGGAACUAUCGGCGUACCUGUCACUGACCUUGGUGGGGCGAAUGAGAAUGCGGAUGGAAACCCGAUGCUGAGUACGCACCAAGGACUCAGUAUUCGAAACGCUUCGGCUUGGAAGAUUGCGGGGCCGUUGUCUAGUAGGCGCUUCUAGGAAAAUGCGUGCAUCAUUCAGUGAGACUAGAUCACGGUGGUUUGCAUUCAUCUUAUGCGGCUCGUGGUUCGGCGGUUGGAUGGGCAUGACUGAUCUUCCCAGCAGUAUGAGGUUAUCGGAACACAACGGUGCCUUAGGCUGUAGGUCACCACAACAUGUUCACGAAUCAACUCGUUGGCAAUCGACAGUCUUGUGAUACACUGAUACUCUUGACGUGAGCCCAUAGCAAUCUGGGAGAUCCCAAUUCCUACGGCCAGAUUUUCGGCGUGCCCUGUCCCAUGCACAGCAUUGUGCUCGCAAUCGCUGUGAAAGAUGGGCUUUCGAUCUGGGUUGGCGUAUAUGAGCUGCAGGUUGACGUCCUGGUCUUUCCGGGCCUUGGCUGAUGCAUGUUAUAUAGGCUGGCUUAUAUGGCUUCAAAG